AUGGCACCAAAUCAGAGUGAGAAGAAGCUUAUUGCCGAUAAAGUGGCUAAGGUGCGCGAAGUCGUCGACAACGCCACCACCAAUGAUAUCGUUAUGGUUCUUCAUUCCUUCGAUCUCGAUGUCAAUAAAACCAUUCAAGCUUUCUGCGAGGAUGGGGCUGCCAGCAUUCUCGGAGACUGGGUAACCUCUAGUGGAGUCAGUGUCGCCGCAGCCAAGAAGAAGAAGAAUAAGAAGUCGAAGGGAAAAUCUGCCGCCGCUACCGAAACACCAUCGACUGCAACAACUGAUGCAGUUCCGCCAGCCGCUAAAUCCCACGUUGCUCCAGAGAUUGUCAGCAAGCCUCAAGCUGUUGCGCAGAAAACAACUGGAACUCCCGCUGCUGCUGUUUCAUCUGACCCAUUGAGCACGGCCUUUAACGCUAUUCGUUUAGCUUUAAACGAUCGCGAAAAGGCACUAAAGGCGACUCUUUCGGCCAACCCGAAAGCUCAGCUUUCGUUGGACGCUACGGCACUCCUAAACGCCAUUUCUUCUUUCGGAACCACUCAGAAGCUGGUUGCCAAUGGCAAGCCUAGCAACCAGCCAAAGUCUGUUCCGCAAACUACUUCUCCAGCGCCGGCCGCACCAAUCAAACACGCCACUAGCCAGUCGAGCAUCACUAGCUCGGUUGGAGCUGACUCUGGCGUUAAUCUUAGCCCAACUCACAAAGAAGAGAAGAAGGCUCCAGCGAAAAAGCAAACCGUCGUCAGCGCCGGUGGCUUCCAGAUGUCGUCGGAAGGCCUUUCCGCCGAUCAAUUGUCUGCUCUUCAGCAGUCGUUGGCCAUGUCUCUUGCUGCUCGCGGACUCGACACUUCGGUGCUCACUUCUUCGGAGAACAUCAGCCGCAGACCUCGCCCUAAUAAGGGUGACAACAAGAAGGGCGGAAAUCAAGGAAAACAGCACCAAAAGGAGCAGCCAAAGCUCUCCAUUUUGUAG
Molecule: messenger RNA, 972 nt
Organism: Caenorhabditis bovis
Lineage: Eukaryota; Metazoa; Nematoda; Chromadorea; Rhabditida; Rhabditidae
Source: the annotation of a GenBank genome assembly